Molecule: messenger RNA, 1581 nt
Organism: Camellia sinensis
Lineage: Eukaryota; Viridiplantae; Streptophyta; Magnoliopsida; Ericales; Theaceae
Molecular function (GO): nucleic acid binding
Source: RefSeq, a predicted model, not a curated record
AUGAAUGGGAGUACUGACAUGAUUCCGAUUGUUUGUGAAUUUUCGGAUGUUUUUUCGGAAGAAUUGCCGGGGGAGUUAGUAGACCGUGAAAUCGAGUUUACAAUUGAAGUGGCACCGGGAACUCAACCCAUUUCUAAGAGUCCAUGUAGAAUGUCACCAGUUGAAAUGAAAGAAUUGAAGGUUCAGUUGCAAGAUUUGCUUGAUAAGGGGGGUUCAUUCGCCCAAGUGUCUCUCCAUGGGGUUAAAGCUGAUGGUGUUGAGAAGACAACUUUUCGAACCCGGUACGGUCAUUAUGAAUUUAUGGUUAUGCCCUUUGGAGUUACUAACGCACCAACAGCGUUUAUGGAUUUGAUGAAUCGUGUUUUCAAGCCCUAUUUGGAUGAGUUUCUAGUGAAACUGUAUGCAAAGCUGAAGAAAUGUGAAUUCUGGCUACAUGAGGUGGAAUUUUUGGGGCAUGUAAUAACAAAGGAAGGAGUCUCUGUUGAUCCACACAAAAUUGAGGCGAUCGUGAAUUGGCCAACUCCUACCAAUGAAACUGAGAUAUGGCGGCAUUAUCUGUAUAGGACUACCUGUGAAGCUUAUACUGAUCAUAAGAGCCUCAAGUACCUUUUUACGCAGAAGGAGUUGAAUAUGCAACAUCGACGGUGGUUGAAACUUAUUAAGGCUUACGAUUUGCAGAUCCAUGACCAUCCUGGUAAGGCCAAUACAGUUGUAGACGCACUAAGCCGGAAAGGCAAGGGGAAUAUGGCAAAUUUACUUACAGAACAAAGAGAGUUAUUGGCUGAAUUGGAUAAAAUGAGUAUAAACCUUAUGGUGCAUGGACGGGAGGCCAUAGUAGCAGCAAUGAUGGCCCAACCGACAUUAAUUGAAGAAAUCAAACUACCUCAGAUAGAGGAUGAAACUCUGAAGAGGAUAUGUGUUGAGCUAGAGACAAAACCAAGAUCGGGAUUCAAUUUGAUGAAUUUAGGAAGUUGGGAAACUCAUCUACCGUUGGUAGAGUUCGCAUAUAAUAACAGCUACCAUUCGAGUAUUGGAAUGGCACCCUAUGAGGCUCUGUAUGGAAAACCAUGUCGUUCCCCCGUGUGUUGGGCCGAAGUUGGAGAUAGGUCAUUGUUAGGGCCCGAAAUUGUUCAGUUGACAACUGAAAAGAUUAAAACUAUUCGGGGAAGAUUAAAAAUUGCUCAAAGCAAACAGAAGAGUUAUGCGGAUAAUGGAUGGAGGGAUUUGGAGUUUGAGGUAGGCAAUCAUGUUUUCGUGAAAGUCACUCCAAUGAAGGGGCACGCAAGAUUCAGAAAGAGGGGUAAGUUGACACCUCAAUAUAUUGGUCCAUUCCAAAUUCUGGAGAAAGUAGGUUCUGUGGCUUACCGAGUUGCUCUUCCUCCAAGUAUGAGUCAAGUGCAUAAUGUGUUUCACAUUUCUAUGCUCCGAAGUUACCUUCUGGAUCCGUCUCAUAUCAUAGACUAUCAUAUCGUUACACUUGAUGACAAAUUAACCUAUAAAGUAAAGCCAAUUCAAAUUCUGGAUCGGCAACUGAAACAACUACGGAACCAACAGAUUCCGAUCGUGAAAAUCGAAUGGUAG